Molecule: messenger RNA, 2055 nt
Organism: Caenorhabditis remanei
Lineage: Eukaryota; Metazoa; Nematoda; Chromadorea; Rhabditida; Rhabditidae
Exons: 8
Coding region: 1-2055 (684 amino acids)
Source: RefSeq, a predicted model, not a curated record
AUGGCGACAUGUCUAUUCCGUAUUCGUCAAUUACUCAUUAUCACUGCUCUCUGCGUCUCCGUGUAUUUCGUAUUGAGCACACUGAAAGUCGGAUAUGACGUAGGGGAUCCGUCGUUUCAGAGUCGAGCGGAGAGAUAUGAAGAAGGGGAUUCAGAUGAGAACCCGGUGAAAGUAAAGACGGUUCAUAGUGAUCGAGACAGAGAUAAAAACCAAAAUUCGCCUGAAACCGUCCCUGAAGAUUUGCUGAAAAAUCAGAAAUGCAAUAUUCCGAAAUUAGAGAUAAAUGGAUCGGAAGUCAUCCAUUUUUUCAAGAAACACGAACCAUUGGAAUGUCAGAAAAAGAAGAGUUCAAUUGAGGAUAACUGGGUUUUUAUCAAUGAUGAAGGGGUGAUUCGAUUCACGGAGAAAAGGGCGAAAGCCAAGUGCAAGAUUACGUAUUUCAGUAGAAUUGAUGAUAAUAAUAACAAGUAUGAGGAGCCGGUUGAGAUUAAUGACGGCGAUCGAAUGAAUGGAAGUGAUUAUGCCACAGUCUCAUGUAUUCAAGGAUUCCAAAAAUGGAAAUCUCUUCUUUGGGAUGUAAAUGAUAAUGAGGAGAUUCACGAGAGAGCACGCAAAAUGAAGAGAGCAGAGGAGACGGAUCCAGAGAAGAAGGCGUAUAAUGUCUACUUUUUGGGAUUCGACUCGCUGUCCCAAAUGUCAUUCCGUCGGAAACUUCCAGAAACUGUGAAAUUUCUGGAGAAAACUCUUGGAAGUGUAGUAUUAAAUGGAUAUAAUAUUGUUGGAGACGGCACUCCACAAGCAUUUAUUCCCAUUCUCACUGCACAAACUGAAACUGAAUUACCAUUGACACGGAAGAGAUAUCCGAAGGCAAAUUAUGUUGAUGACGUUUAUCCGUUCAUUUGGAAAAACUAUUCAGAUCAGGGAUAUGUGACAAUGUAUGCGGAAGACGCUUUCAAUAUUGGUACCUUCACGUACCGUCUCAAAGGAUUCCGUAAUCAACCGGCCGAUCAUUACACUCGGACACUAUUCGAAGAGGUCGAGAAGUUGAAUGAUCGGAAUUGUAUCGGAAGUAUUCCAUUGCAUCGGAUGUGGCUCCAAAAUGGUCGUCAAUUCAUGAAAAAGUACCAAGACGUGCCAAGAUUCCUUCUGAUGCAUCAGUCACUUUUAUCUCACGACGACAUCAAUCUAGUCGACGUGGAAGAUAUCGAUCUAUCCGCCCAUCUGAAACAUAUGAAUGACGAGGGACUAUUCGAUGACUCACUGGUCAUUGUGAUGGCUGAUCACGGUCAUCGAUUCGCAAAAUUACGAGAAACUCAUCAAGGACAACUCGAAGAACGAAUGCCGUUCUUCUCGAUUUCCAUUCCGAAACAAUUGAGAGCGACGGAAAAAGGAAAAAUUAUGGAGAAGAAUUUGAGAGAAAACGCGGAGAGAUUGACGAGUCCAUUUGAUAUUCAUGCGAGUUUGAUGGAUAUUUUGAAUCUUUCUUCUGCUGAAAAUUUCGAAAAAAUGCAAGAUGCCUCGGCAAAACGAUCACUAUCAGUUUUCCGACCGAUUCCGAGUGACAGAACGUGUGCUCAAGCGGGUAUUGAGGCGCAUUGGUGUACGUGUCUUUCGUGGAAAAAUGCGAUGGAUUCGGUGGAGGAUCGGAAAUUGACGAGGAGAAUCGCCAAUGCCGUCGUCCGUGAGAUUAACAAAGAAGUUGCGGUGGAGAAGGAGCUGUGUGCACCGUUGAAGCUUGCAAGGAUUAUCGAUGCGAAAAAACUCCUCCCUGACAAAGAGCUCCUCGCAUAUAAAAACGUCAAAGAUGCCGAUGGAUUCGUCCCUGAUCUUUCCGGCUCAACAAAGGCGGCAUUCGCUCAUUAUCAACUGAAAAUCCAGACGACUCCAGGAGUCGCCAUCUACGAGAUCACUCUAUUCUAUGAUAUGGUUCAAGAUGAAGUGAAAUUGGAUUUCGGAGCGAUGAGCCACGUCAACAAGUUCGGAGAUACACCCCAUUGCAUUAUUGAUAAAAACUAUUAUUUGGCCACUUUUUGUGUUUGUUAUGACAAGAUUUGA